AUGCAUGCUGCUCAAGGUCCAAACAACAACAAGGCUUCAUUAAGAAAUCAACUACUGAGCACAGACAUCGGGAAUAUAGAUGUUCGACAUGAAGUUCCAAUAAAUGGCCAGGCACCUCCAGCAAUGCCAAUACAAUCAAAUUUCAAUCAGUACUCUCCACAACAACAGCAUCCUCAAAUACAGGCUCAUAUGAAUAAUGGAUAUUCAAUAAAUUCAAAUCCAAAUUUUAAUGGUUCCAAUUCCAAUUUGAAUCAAACACAUAUUCAACAAGGUCCUCCACAGCAGUUCAAUCCAAAUAACUACGUUCCACAUCAGAUGCAAUACGCACCACCUCCUUUUAAUCAAAAUCUUGGUCAACCUCGUUCAAGAAGAUCUUCAAUGCAAAGUAAUGGUUCUUUUACAAAAUCUUCGAUGAACAACCUUUUCAAGAUGAAUAAAUCAAAAUCUAAAUUUUCUGGUGGAGGAGAUGACGAUGAUGAUGAAGAAAAAGACGUCAUGAUUGAUGAUAAUGGAACUGAAAUGUCAUUUGAUGAUAUUUCAACGCUAAGAGAUAGAGGUCGUUACGGCGGGCAAUCAAGCUUUGAUUCUACACCUAUUAUUCCAACCUUAUCAAGUACAUCAUCUGCAAGACCUGGAAGUACUAGCAAUAUGUCGAAUGUUCAAUAUCGUAAGCAGAUGACUGCUUUUAAAAAACAGGUUAUGACAAAUGCAGGUAAAGUAAUUAAUGGACCCAAUGAUCCAAGAGCAAUGUCACUACAAUCUGGUGGAAGAAAUCCGUAUAUUGAUGCUAAUCAAAACAAUUUUGAUCCAAGAGCUAUGUCACUUCAAGGUUUCAAUCCUUAUUUGAACGAUCCAAGAACAAGAUCUAUGACAAAUCAAUCACCACAGCCUUUUCAACCAAGGACAAAUUCAUUAACAAACCAACCACAACAGACGCAGAAUUACCCAAGAGCAUAUUCAUUAACAACUAACCCAUACCAGAAUAGGCCGCAUCCUCAUCACCCAUCGAAUGCUGCUAGACCUCAUAUGAACCCAGGACUACAUCCACCACUUUCAAAUCAUCAAUUCCCACCGAAUGCAGCAGGAUCAAGCCCAACAAUUAGUUCUCAACAGGGACCAGCUCCUCAAGGAUAUAAAAACUCAGCAUCUUCUAUUCCAUUGGGUGUCAAUUCUCAAACUCAUCAAAACCCGCAUGGCUCUUCAAGUAGAACCUCUUUACAUAAUGAUCCCAGUUUCAAUGGACCAGCUCCACCUGUAUUGAGAAAUUCACACAAUUCAAAUUCAUUUAGUGGAUAUAAUCCUUCAACACCAACUAUUGAAGAAGCUCCUUCAUUCCCAGAGAAACCAAACUUGAACUCAAAUACAACAGAAAGGUCAAAUGAAAGCCUAACAAAAUCACAAUCAGAUGAUUAUAACAGUAAAGAGGGCUCUCACCACUAUUUGGCUGAUAACACAUUGAAUAAUAAUGAUCAUUUUGACAGUUCAGGUGUUACAUUUUCAGACGUCUCUGGUACACAGGAUAAAUCAUUCAAUCCAAAAGGGGAGUCAACACCAUCUCCAUUCGAUGAAGAGAAACAAAAAGGCUCAUUAGAUUCUGUUAAUUCUGAAAAUGAUUCCCCCUCUAAACUUCCUAGAACCAAAGGCCUACCACAUUUAAGCUUAUUGAAAAUGAGAGAUGAAGAUCCAGAGGAAGACCACACUAAAGAAGACGAAACCAGCAUAACAAAAAAUCGUGCUUUGAAUACAGUUGAAGAAAAUGAUUACUCAUCAAAUAACUCAAGGUCUAAAACUCCACCAUUAAACUCAGGUGCUUUACAAAAUAAAAGUCCACAAAGAUUACCAUUUGGCACACCAAAUAGACGAUCAAAUAUGCAAAGCAAACAAGUAUCACCUUCUCCAUUGAAAAAGCAAAGCAGCUUCAACACACAUAGAAAAUACCCGCUAACCAAUGUCUCUAUAUCUUCAAUGAGUGAAUACUCAACUUUUAGUGGUGUUUCGGAUUCAGAAACAAAUGAUUUUGAAAAUAAGAAGAAAAUCUACCAAUUGGCUCAGAAUUCAGGAACAACAAAUGACGUUUUUGUUACUGCUUCCCAGUUCUCAUUAAUGGACAACAAUAAUUUGUCUAAUAAAAAAAGAAUAUCUAGUGCUUAUGGUAAUGAUGAUUUCCCAGACACUAUCACGGAAGGUGAUUCAAUUGCUUCAGAAACACCAAAGUUAGACUCAUCGGAUCAAGAAAAAUUCAGUACUGACCAAGGUAAUAGAGGAUCAGCUGUACCAACUGUUAGUGACUCUCAUACAAUCCGAAAUUCAAUCUCUACUGAAACUGGAUCAAUUAAGUCAUCAAAAAGUAAUAGCGGCUCACUGAAAGGUUCAUUCAAAUCACCAAGCUUCUUGAAAAAUUGGUCUAAGAAAAGAAAUGAAAAGAAGAAAAAUAAUUCAUUUGAAACGGUCACAAAACCAGUGGAGAUAAAAACAAAUGGUAAAAGACAAUCAUACUCUGACAGUGUUGAUGAAUCAGUAAAGAAAGAAGAAUUUCACAAUAAUUCAAAUAUUGGCGUUUCUAAAGGGCUAAAUAUUAUGGGUGGUGAUGAACAUCAAAAGAAUCACAAAUAUCCAAAAGAGGACUUUGAUAGAUUCAACACAAAUAAAAACCUAGACGAUGAAAAGAUUUCUGAUAAUUUUGGGUUCAACGACGAUACAUCUAAUGUUAAUGAAAUUUCUGUCCGUAAUCCAUCACAAAAUAAUAUUGUUAGUCACCCAACAUCGGUUUCAGGAACAUAUAACUCUAGUUUCACCAAUAAUACCAUUGACACAGAUUUCGAAAAUUAUAGUGAUGGUAGUGAACUCAAUGGAAAAUCUUCAGCUUCUGCUCCAGCUACAUUAAAGAAGUUGAGUGAUCCAGUUAAAGUUGAAGAUGGAACAAGAAAGCUUAAGGGUUCUAUUGGUCCAAACAUGGUUGAUCACGACAUGGUUAACACUAACGUUAAAAGGUUGAAUUUGACCAUUGAACAAUUAGGAAUCAUGGAAGAUAAAAGUGCAUUGGUACGUGAAUUGGAGCUGGUUUCCAAGGAGCUAGGUGAUUCUAUCAGAAGGGAAAUUAAAUUGGAGGAUCAAUUGAAGGGCAAAGACAUCAAUUCUAGUCCAAACUUGAAUUAUGAACAUCAAUUGAGAGAGCAGGCAUUAUUGAUCAGCACCCUUGAAAAACAAUUGAACGAGGAAAGAACGAAAAGAUACAUCGCUGAAGAACAUGUUUUAUUAUGGGAAAAUGGACAAGAACCUUCGGCUUUAGAAAUUAGCUAUGAAAAUGAAAGAUUGCAAUCUGAACUUUCAAAUAAAACUGAAGUGAUUAAUAAACAACAAGCUGAACUUGAUUCAUUUUCAUUUGAAGCCCCAAAAAAUAUUGAUAAGUAUGCCACUCUUGAGAAAGCCAAUAAAGAAUUUGAGAGUGUCACUAUCCCAAAAUUGAAGAAUGAAAUUGAAAUUUUGAGUAAUGAUCGAAAAAAGUUGUCCAUGAUUAUGGAAAAAUUUAAAUUGCUAAGAGUGGAAAAUGCAGAGCUCGAAAGAAAAUUAGAAGAAGGUGAUCAAUUAAAAGAAUCACAAUCUAAGAAACUUGAAGACGAGUUGGCGGAAAUGAAGAACAAAUUUCAAAAUAGAAUUAAUAGGGCAAGUGUCACUUCUUCAGAAUCUAAACGUCAAAGUCUUUCAACACCAAUUAGCUCAAGAAUGAAAAAGACUUUUAUGAGCGAACUGGGAUCUUCAAAUAGCUCUGUGGAUGUUUUGAAGCCACCUUCACCAAUGAAUGGCAAAAGAAUCAAUUCUUUCUCUUUAAUUAAUGUUACUUCACCUAAUGAAAAAUGA
Hansenula ciferrii is the source of this 3858-nucleotide messenger RNA. RefSeq names its product Epo1p (gene EPO1). The coding region runs from base 1 to 3858 and encodes 1285 amino acids. NCBI's taxonomy places the organism in Eukaryota, Fungi, Ascomycota, Saccharomycetes, Phaffomycetales, Wickerhamomycetaceae. The record is from RefSeq and is a predicted model, not a curated record. The transcript has a single exon.